AUGAAGUGGAAACUAUCUGUUGUUAUAACUCUUCAGGAAACAGGUGAGUGGAACAGAGAAGAAUCAACGGUAGCUGUUCCUUCAGGAGAGAAAACAGGAAAUAUGCAAUUUCAAGGAUCUCCAGUAUCCCCUCAUAGACCGGCUCAUGAAGAGUACUUAGAAGAAGUUGUCCAUCAACAACCAGUUGGCCAGCCUUUUGAUUUUCAUGCACAUAAUGUCCGAGUAGACGAUAGAGAUGAUGCCGAAGCUGAGACAGAACCCGAAGUUGAAGCAGAAGCUGGAGUGGAUGAUACAAAGGAUCUGGCUGAAGCUGAUCAAUCGGCUGGACAGUUGGGAAUGGCAGUGGAUCAGUUUCAACAACAAGAUCCCGUCUUUUCUGGUUCUUUGAAUGUAGAAAGAUUGAGUGAUGAUGUUGAUGACAGAAUUGAGGAAGUAGAAGGUGCCGUAGGAAAUGCAGAAGUAGAUAUUACCGAAGACGACGUUGUUGAUGAAGUGGCAGUCUUGGAAGAACAUGCUAAGUUUCAUCUUUGUUAAUGUCACAGUCUGUUU
This is a messenger RNA of Limulus polyphemus (Atlantic horseshoe crab), 549 nucleotides long. RefSeq lists its product as uncharacterized. The transcript is spliced from 2 exons. The coding region runs from base 1 to 534 and encodes 177 amino acids. The record is from RefSeq and is a predicted model, not a curated record. NCBI's taxonomy places the organism in Eukaryota, Metazoa, Arthropoda, Merostomata, Xiphosura, Limulidae.